Knipowitschia caucasica is the source of this 1368-nucleotide messenger RNA. Lineage: Eukaryota; Metazoa; Chordata; Actinopteri; Gobiiformes; Gobiidae. The record is from the annotation of a GenBank genome assembly.
AUGACCCUCACAAAACAAGUAGCCUUAGCCAUUCGGGAUAGUGUUGAAUUGACCAGAGCCAAGAACACGGCCUUGGAAAACAGCAGUGCCGUCAAAAAGAAACUGCGCUGGUUUGAUGAGGUGCAUGUGAACUGUGAAGACAAAGGGCAGAUCACUAUAAAACAAAUACGCAGCAAGUCUUCCAGUCAGUUGCACUCCAAAAGCCAUUCAGAGGACCACCAACUUAGCAUUGGCAGUGUUGCAGGGGCUAUCAAGGCGGGACCCGGCGUGACCCGCACUGUCCCCAAUGGUUAUCACUUUACACGGAACGCAUGGGCAGAUGUUGGGGUCCAAGUCAGCUUGCCUCAACAACACGGAGAUGAGGUCAAGGUGCAGCAUAGGAACAACAAGAGCGGUGGCCUUAAAGCCACUACGAAAGAGCGCGUUGAAGCGGCUCCUGUUUCUUCAAGGACCAGAAAGGGCACAUACAUACGACCUCAGUCUGCCACAGAGGUGAGUCAGAUUGCCAGAGCCCAUGGGAGGCUGGUGAUGCCUCGGCCACCUCCUCCUCGUGCUCAAGGAAGAGAAGAGCAGAAGGGGUUUCUCAUCACCGCGGCUCCAUAUGGCACCGAUCAUGCUAAAAUCAACUGUAGACCAGCCGAAGAGUUUGUUUUGCAAAGAGAUGAAGUCAACACGUGUUAUCCAGUGUAUACAAAUAAUGAAGAACGGGCGGAUAAUGGUUUAAUGUUCACGCCUCAUCCACCGUCGUAUACGUGUACCAACACAGACGGCAACACCAGUUCCAAGCCUCGAUUGAGUCAUCACGGCCAAAAAGCAGGGAUGGGGCACGAUGACAAAAGCUCUUCUUUAAAAUGCACUCCCACAGAGGAGGAGAUAUCACAGCUCUGGUUUGGAGUCCGCACCGCCCUGGCAACUAAGGAUGGGGAAACCGGAGUAUCUGGGGGAAACCUACCACACGUAGCUCUAAGGCAUAGGGUUGUGGAAAGUACACACAAUGAAAGAAGGAAGUCAGCACCUUUGGCCGUUCGAAAGCUGCCUCACUCCGCUCAGCCGACCAAGCGGACUCUAGACCCAGACUCCUUUCGUUUCGGCCGUAUGAACAAAGAUGAAACACAAAAUGAGGAUCAAAGGCAUGAAACCUUUCACCAGCAACACCAGCCAGGGUUCGCCACUAUUUCAAUGGAAGAAGACAGAAUCCUUCAGUCCUUGGACAGACUGAACCACCGCCUGUACUAUGUGCAGGAACAACAUCCAGGGGAGGACAGAGCUAUGGGCUUUCUAAACCAAUAUACAACGGACCUCAAUGCCACCAGUCCACAGAAGCUGCACACGGGUUCUUAUCAAUCACAAACUCAGAAAAGACUCUAA